Molecule: messenger RNA, 1252 nt
Organism: Gossypium raimondii (Peruvian cotton)
Lineage: Eukaryota; Viridiplantae; Streptophyta; Magnoliopsida; Malvales; Malvaceae
Product: probable 2-oxoglutarate-dependent dioxygenase AOP1
Exons: 3
Coding region: 195-1148 (317 amino acids)
Molecular function (GO): dioxygenase activity
Source: RefSeq, a predicted model, not a curated record
GUGAUUUAGGUUAACCUUAACAUGAUCGAAAAUAUAAGGACGAAAUUAUAUCUAAUUAAAUCCAUAAAAUCAUUUUUGAAUUGUGUAGUGUCAACUCCCUUAUAAACUAGGGUACCUUCUAUUCUUUUUCCUUCAUACAGUGAGUACUCCGACAGGAAAAAAAGUGAGGGAAAUUAUAAGAUUAAGAUCGAGAGAUGGAUAGGACAGCUACAAUUCCAGUUAUUGAAUUUUCAGGUGAAGACAUCAAAAAUGGCAGAUCAUCAUCAUCACCAGAUCAGAGGUGGAAAGCAUUAUGCAGCAAAGUAAGAGAGGCAUGCGAGAGCCACGGUUGUUUCCUACUAAUGCGCUACGACAAGAUCCCAACCAGCUUAUGCGAAGACAUGUUGGUAGGGAUCAAGUCAUUGUUCGACCUCCCCGAGGAAACCAAGACCAAGUACCAGAACCCUAAGCCUUACCGCAGUUACCAAGGCAAAUGCCCCGUGGUUCCUUUACACGAGAGCUUCGGCAUCGACGACGCCACUCGUCUCGAAGCCGCUCGAGACUUCACUCACCUCAUGUGGCCUCAAGGAAACCCUGCCUUUUGUGAGAUACUCAAUAUGAUGAGUUCAAAGAUGCUAGAGCUAAGUUUUAUGAUCCUUGAAAUGAUAUUCGAGAGUUUUGAUAUCGAAGAAAAGAAGUAUGAAGCUCUGGUGAGAGAUAGUGUAAGCUUUUUGAGGGUGAUGAAGUAUAAAGUACCGACAAGUGAGGACCAAAAUUUAGGGUUGGUGGCUCACACAGACAAGAAUGCUAUCACUAUUCUAUGCCAAAAUGAAGUGCAAGGGCUUGAGAUUGUCACUAAAGAAGGACAUUGGGAACAAGUGGUGGUUCCCAAAGAUGCUUUGGUUGUCAUUGUUGGUGAUGCACUUAAGGCAUGGAGCAAUGGAAGACUUGUAGCAGUGAAACAUAGGGUGGUGAUGAAGGGGGAGAAAGAGAGGUACUCUUUCGGGCUGUUUACAGUGCCAAAAGAAGGAGCAAUGAUAGAGGCGGCGCGUGAACUUGUCGACAAUGAACAUCCGCUCCUUUACCGCCCUUUCAAAUUCGCCGACUAUUUCUCCUACUUUGUCUCCAAUCUAAGCGACGAUGCCCUUGAGAUUUAUGCCGGCGUUUGACUCACUCUCAUUUUCUUCUCUUUGUUUUUUUAAUUAAUUUUUUGUAAACUAGUUUUAUUAUAUAUGCUGUUUUUUCUUUUUAUAUAAAAACAAAGUUAAGAAUA